GCCAGUACCUAUACAAAUUUCACCACUCCAGUGGAAAUUUUCUCCACUUUGAGAUUGACAAUAGAUUGGAAGAUGCUUCAAGGAUCUUCUACAUCACAAGAUGCUGCUUUACAAAUAUGGAAUGCCUCAUUUAAGUGGUACAAGAAAAUAUAAUGACAUUGAAACCUCAAUUUUUGCAGCUGAUUUCAGAAGGGAAGGUCUACCGUGAUAUAGUUGGUAGUGCAUACUAUGUAGCUCCUGAAGUUCUACGUCGAAGCUAUGGGAAGGAAAUUGAUAUAUGGAGUGCAGGUGUUAUUUUGUAUAUCCUGCUCAGUGGCGUGCCUCCAUUUUGGGCUGAAACCGAAAAGGGGAUAUUUGAUGCUAUACUGACAGAAGAAAUUGACUUUGAAAGCCAGCCAUGGCCAUCAAUAUCAAACAGUGCAAAAGACCUUGUUCGCAAAAUGCUGAUGAAGGAUCCAAAGAAGAGGAUUACUUCUGUACAAGUACUGGAGCACCCUUGGAUUAAAGGACAAGCACCUGAUAAGCCAAUUGAUAGUGCUGUGCUCUCAAGAAUGAAGCAGUUCAGAGCAAUGAAUAAGCUCAAGAAACUUGCACUAAAGGUCAUUGCACAAAAUUUAUCUGAAGAAGAAAUUAAAGGUCUCAAAGCAAUGUUCACAAAUAUGGACACAGACAAGAGUGGCGCAAUCACAUAUGAAGAAUUGAAAACUGGACUGGCUCGCCUUGGGUCAAAACUGUCAGAAACUGAAGUAAAACAACUCAUGGAAGCUGCAGAUGUGGAUGGUAAUGGGACAAUUGAUUACCUUGAAUUUAUAACUGCUACGAUGCAUAGACACAAGCUCGAAAGAGACGAGCAUCUCUAUAAAGCAUUUCAGUAUUUUGACAAGGAUAACAGUGGCUUCAUUACGAGAGAUGAACUGGAAAAUGCUAUGAAGGAGUACGGCAUGGGUGAUGAGGCCACAAUCAGGGAAAUAAUUUCAGAAGUCGAUACAGAUAAUGAUGGAAGGAUCAACUACGAGGAGUUCUGUGAGAUGAUGAGAAGCGGAACAACACAACAGGCAAAGCUCUUCUAGUGUCAAGGCAAUAAUUUUUUGAGCAGCAUGUUGUUGGGACUUAUGAGAGAGUUCUGCAAGGAUGAGGAGAUGCUGGGGACGAGGUGCAAGAUGACAUGAUCUUGAUUUCUUGUCGGAUACUCUACUGUUUUCAUGGAAAUCGAGGGAGUACGGUUAAGAGUUUGCGAGCUUUUUUUGUUCAGAUAGCUGUUAAAUGGUGUUGUACUCGUGCAUACUCUGUUCCAUUAUUAAUUUGUGUUUAUCCAUAAUGUAUUAGAUAUCCAUCUAAUUUUAUAUGUACAAUGGUGUUUUAUUCUUGCAAGUUGAUUCCUAUGUGAAUGAUUAAAGAAUUGGAUUUACCUAAAUAUGCCAACCGUUCUCCCUGGA
Messenger RNA from Olea europaea var. sylvestris, 1436 nucleotides. RefSeq names its product calcium-dependent protein kinase 21-like. NCBI's taxonomy places the organism in Eukaryota, Viridiplantae, Streptophyta, Magnoliopsida, Lamiales, Oleaceae. The transcript has 8 exons. Gene Ontology annotation, biological process: intracellular signal transduction; protein autophosphorylation; peptidyl-serine phosphorylation. Gene Ontology annotation, cellular component: cytoplasm; nucleus. Gene Ontology annotation, molecular function: ATP binding; calcium/calmodulin-dependent protein kinase activity; calmodulin binding. Bases 153 to 1070 code for a protein of 305 amino acids. The record is from RefSeq and is a predicted model, not a curated record.